AUGGAGACUCUAUUUGAGGACAUCUUCACCUUGGAGAAGGACAAGGUGAACUUGGCCGCGCAUUGCUUCGAGAAGCGGGCCAGGACUUGGUGGAGGAGAGUCAAGCAGGACCGAUCCCCGGAGCUUCCCCCGAUUGAUUGGGCGGAGUUCCGCAAGCUGAUGUUCGCCGAGUACUUCCCCGACAGCGACAAGAGAAGGAUGCGGGAAGACUUUCGCAAGCUCAAGCAAGAUCGCGCGCUAUGGGUCGAGCACGGGAACGCUUGUGAGCGUGAGGACCGUGAGGCGCUCGACAAGGAAAAAGGCAAGAAAAGACAGGGCGGUGGAUCGGGUGGUCAGUCUAGCUCCAGGAGGCCCCCGAAGUAUCCACGCUCACAACCCAAGGGUCGAGGUGCUGAGCGGUGCGUUUUCUGCGGCGGUGACCACCGGCCGGGUGUUUGUGAGCAGCGCCGAGGGAGGUGCUUCAAGUGCGGGCAAGCGGGACAUCAGAUUCGCGACUGUCCUCAGGGAGGAACUUUGCCCGCUAUGUCGACUGCAUCGGCCCCGGCAGUUCCAGCUCGCUAUGCUCUGCCCCCUCCGGUAGCAUCUACUGGGCGAGCGGCGAUGCCACGCCAACCAGAGCCUGCACGAUCUGCACCGAGCGGGAGGAUGUAUGCCGCUCCAGUGCACGUUGAGGAGCCUUCUGAUGCCGGCGAGCGCAAUGUGGUGGCAGGCGCUUCACACUCAUUCAUUAGUCGAUCAUUUGCACGAGCGCAUGAUAUUGAGUAUCGUCUUGGGGAGCACGUUUGGCAUGUUGAGGGCCCCGGGCGAUCCUUUUUGGUUAGGAAGCGAUGCUUGGCAUGUCCAGUGCAAGUGAAUGACUGGGUUAUGCCGAUCGACUUGUUGGUGCUCAAGAAGCUGAAAGAGUUUGAUGUCAUAUUGGGCAUGGAUUGGCUCUCGAGCGACAAGAGCGAGGAAGCUGGUGAACAGCGGUUGCAUGGCUUAUUUGGCUACCGUUGUGGAGAUUGA
Messenger RNA from Ananas comosus (pineapple), 1005 nucleotides. RefSeq lists its product as uncharacterized. The record is from RefSeq and is a predicted model, not a curated record. Gene Ontology annotation, molecular function: zinc ion binding; nucleic acid binding. The transcript is spliced from 4 exons. The coding region runs from base 1 to 1005 and encodes 334 amino acids. NCBI's taxonomy places the organism in Eukaryota, Viridiplantae, Streptophyta, Magnoliopsida, Poales, Bromeliaceae.